AUGGCCGCUGGCCGUCUCUGUUCGAUGAGUAGCUCCAACUGCGGCAGCAGACCACAAUUGCCACAGAUUUAUCAACACCUUCGAUACUACAGCAACCCAGCAGAGCAGAGAUGGAUUGUACGAAUUUUGCUGUUCGUGCCUAUAUAUGCUUUCGAUUCCUGGCUGUCACUCCUAUUCUUCAAUGACAAUUAUUACAUCUACUUUGACACGAUCAGGGACUGCUAUGAAGCAUUUGUGAUCUACAACUUCCUAAGUCUUUGCUACGAGUACCUGGGUGGAGAAGGGAACAUCAUGAGUGAAAUCAGAGGAAAGCCUAUUAGAUCAUCAUGUAUGUAUGGGACUUGCUGCCUUGUUGGCAAGACAUACACGAUUGGAUUCCUGAGGUUCUGCAAGCAAGCCACCCUCCAGUUCUGCUUGGUCAAACCUGUGAUGGCUUUCAUUACCAUCAUCCUUCAGUUCUCCUUGAAAUAUCAGGAUGGCGAUUGGAGUCCUGAAGGUGGCUACCUGUACAUCACCAUCAUCUACAACAUCUCAGUGUCACUGGCCCUGUACAGCUUGUUCCUCUUCUACUUUGCCACAAGAGACCUACUGCAGCCAUAUGAACCUGUACUUAAAUUCUUUACCAUAAAAUCAGUGAUCUUUUUAUCGUUCUGGCAAGGAGUUCUCUUGGCUAUUCUUGAAAAGGGAAAAGUAAUUGAGGGUAUUCCGACUCUCAAUACUGGCACAGUUUCUGCGGGGUACCAGAACUUCAUCAUCUGUGUAGAAAUGUUCUUUGCCUCAGUAGCUCUCCGCUAUGCCUUCCCAUACCAGAUAUAUGGAGAUUUUACCGUAACGGGACCUGGCCGCAGUGUUACCAUGCAGAGUAUUUCAUCAUCACUGAAGGAAACCAUGAACCCCAAAGACAUCAUGACAGAUGCAAUUCACAAUUUCCACCCACAGUACCAGCAGUACACCCAAUACAGUGCAGGCGAAGGUGGCCGGCCAACACAGGUACUUACGCAGAGCCAUGAUAUGGAGGAGCUCCGACCAGAUCUAUUGCCAGUGUCCUCAACCACUGCUAGCACUGGGGCCUCUGAGACUAGUCCUUCAACUACCACCACCACUACUGCACCCAGUAAUGGUAGUGGUGGGGGUAGAGGAGGAGUAGUGGUAGGCUCAGGUCUCAGUAUCAUCUCCACUGCAGUCCCUUCACAACAGUCCCAGCAACUUGUGAGACUUCCUCCGCCACCCUCUAAAGGAGGAACUACUAGAGAUUCAGGCCACACUGCAGUGAGCACAUAUGAUGCCGAUGAAGCUCCACGGUCUAAUGGAAGCAACGGAAUGAAUGGAAUUGGGGGAAUUGGAAAUGGAAAUGGAGGAUUAGGUGGAAGAGGAACCCAAAAUGGUGGACGGAAUGGCAAUGGACGGGCAGCAUAUAAUGAGAAGACCAUGUUGUUGAGUUCUGACGAUGAAUUUCAGUGAGAAAAAGGCUGAAGUGCAGCAGUGAGGCUGGUUAGAUGACCAUUUCUCUGGUAUCCAGCAGAAGCUAGCUUUCCUUAUCAAGCUCCUCAAGAAGUAAAUUCAAGAGCUGCAAAUUCAAGUGUAUAUUUUUUCCAGGUAGUGCAAAUAUAUGAACACUAAUAGUUUGCCACAUUUCUGAUGGAUUUUGGUUAAUGAUUUUAUUAAGAAUGCCUGAGUUCCUUCCUAAUUUCAUCUUAAACGUAUUUAUUGUUUUAUUGGUGCUCAUUACUGAAAGGGAGCAGUGCAAAGAAAAGUAAAGCUCUUGGGAUACACAUUAAUGGAAUUUUUUUAAGUCUGCUUCCAUGAGUCUGGAUUUUCUUUUUUCACAGAAAUUGUGGAGUACAUACUUUAUUUUCUUGUUAAUUUAUUUGAAGUUUAAUUUUUGUUUAAGUUACUUUAAUAAGCCACAUCAUUAGCAGGUGCUAAAACUUACUUAACAAAGAGCUCUGAAAAAACCUGAGUUAAUGAUCAUAAAGUAUAUCCUUAGUUACUGAUGAAAAUAGUGUAAAGAGUAUUGUUGUGAUAACUAUAAAUAAACUGCUGACCAUAUUCACAAGCAUCACUUUCUUCUUGUAAAUAAUGUGGUAAUUUUUGAAAUGCAUUUCAUAAUUAUUUCCAAGUAAGUAACUGUGAAAAGGAUCAUUUACAGAAAAUUUGGGUACAGUUCAUUCCAGUUAAGUGUAUUAAGAACUGGAAAUGAAACAAUGGCAGUUACUACAUAUAUGCAGAACCAAAUGUGUACACCUUGAAGUUAUAAUUUUUCUUAUGCUUAUCUGACGAGACUCUCUUUUAUCAUCUUAAAAAGGUACAUUGGGACCUUGUUCUUCCAAAACUUAUUUAGUCGAAGGGAAAUGUACUUCACGUGAAAAGUUGUGAAAACAAUAUCACAGUAAGAUGAAUAUAAACUGAAAUAAAAAUACUUAAGUUAACAAUUAUACACUGAUAUACUAACCCUUUCAGCUGAUGUCUCUAAAAAGUUUUAAAAAAAAACUAGCCUUGUUCAUGUGCAUAACCCUGCUGUAUGGUUGAGAAAAGUUAUGGUUGAACUAGGUGCCAAUGAAUAUAAAAUAUCAUAAUACACUUUAAAUUCUACAAACAUAUUCACAUAUUACAAAGUCAUUAUUGAACUGCUAGGUUGUGUGUGCCAUUAUAUGACACAUUAUGACAGAAGCAACUCAUAUUUUAUUAUACAAUCAAUCAUCUUAUUUGAAUCACUGAGAAUCUGGUGCAUUAUCAUAAUAUACUGUUGAUAACUUGGAUGUAACUUCAUAUUUGUAAAUCCCAUUCAUGUCACUGCUAUCUUGCCCAUAAUUAUCAUCUGUAUGCUUGCUAAAACUGAAGCUUUGUUAUACCAAUGUGUCUGGCACACAACACACUGGAUCUGUCCUUUAAUAAUAUUGGAACCAUCAUUAUUACAUUUUAAAUCCCAGUAACAUUCUUCUUGAAGGUGGGAUAAAAAAUUACUUUUGAUAAAAAACUUGAUAUUUCUGAAACCAUUGAGAGACUAGUGUAUGGAGAGACAGGCUCUAGAAUGGUCACAUUCAGAUUACUCAAGUGCACAGUUAUGAUCAGAAGCAGGGAAGAUAUUGGAUUACAGUUUAUCUUGUUGGAAAGCAUAUUGCUACAUCAAGUCAUGCUUAGUAAUCCUGGAUAUUACUGAUAUAAGUGUAUCAUGUACAGAGUGUAUGGAAAUGCCUAGUGUCCUGAAUAUAGCUAGGAAAGAUGAUGUCUAGCAUAUUGCCCAUUACAUAUAUUAGCUUACAUGCUGCAGGGAUUCCUCAACUUGUGAUUUGGUUAGGUUUCUCCAUGGAUUAAUUUUAUAAGCUAGAUAUCUAAUACAGCUCUGUUUAACUAGGGGCAUCAGGUCUAUUUUAUAUUCAAAGUUCAUUAUUCAAGAAUACUUUGUCAUAUAGUUAGGAUCAGGAGUUACCACACAGCUAAAGAUAUAUAUGGACCUCAUAGUGAUCUAUUUUUCAUAAAGCUCCAUGGUAUGAUGAAAAAAUAUAUUCUCCACCAGACAGACAAGGUUGCCACGUAGAUCAGGUAAGCUGAGAAUUAUCAUGCAAUAUAGUUGAUAAAUGAACUUUAGCAGAAAUUAUAUUGAACUUUUUGACAUCUUUGUUUUUGGUAGAGUGUCUGUUUUGUUAAGAAUAUAUAUUUUAAGCAUACGAUUCGUGUUAAUACUGUACUAUAUUUGGUAAUGAGUGUAAUGUAUAGAUGUGUUGUCAAGUUGGCCAUUUUUAUAAUGUGGAUGUAGGACCAGCAGUUCGUAUCAGUAACUAAAAGUAAUGGCAUAGACUGCUUUUCCAAAGAAUAAUUGUUUAAACAUUUACACAGAAACACACAUAUACUGCACACACACAAUUCUGCACUUAUUCAUAUCCACACUUCUACCCAGAAAAAAAUCUUUGUUUCACACACACACACACACACACAUACACACACACACACUCAUCCAAAUAAACAAAUGUAUUUACACACAACAAUAUUUUGGUAUUCAUAUGAAGAGGAGCAGUAGAAGGUUAAGGGAAACUAUAUAAUGAUUAACUUAUUUAACUUACACCAAGUGAAAACUUAUUACUCUGUGCAUGAUAAUUGAUACUGUAGUUUUCUUGCAACUGUGAGUUAAGAGUAAUGAUUUUCUUGUUCAGAUUAAGAAAUCCACCGAGAUAAUACUUAUUGAGGCCCGGUACCUAUAAUGAGCAACUUACACCUGGGAAAAUAAAUGGAAGCAUAUUCAGUUGCCACAAAUACAGAAACCAGAACCAUUCAAUAUAUAUCUUAAUGAAACCAGGCCUUUGCAUUUGUGAAAAUGUUUAAGUGCAAAAUAGCUUCCUGAAAUUGGUGAAUGCACUACUUAGCUCUGAAUAUGUGAGGCAGCUAUGCACACUAAUUAUUAUUUAAUUACUGUACUUUGAUGAAAAAUUUAGAUGCAGUAUAGUACAGUAUUUUAAAGUGAUGAAGUCUGCACACAAGAGAGAGUUAUGAAGAUUCAUUUCAUCUUUCAAAUGGUGUAAUAAGUCUAGGUACUUCAGAAAAUGUGUUUGUAAAUGUGGCUCCAGUCAUAUUUUCCUGUGGCCCUAAAAUAUACAUGUAAACACAUGUACUGAUAAUGGUUUCAGAAUGGACAUAUGCAGUGUAAUAUGAUGAAUUACAUUUCAUAGUACAGUAUAUGUUUUACCCAUCCAAGAGCUAGAUUUGCUGGAGUAUUAAAAUGUCACAAAUAACUGUACGUAUUAUGUUUGAAACCGUAUACUGAGAUUUUUCUUUUGGAAAUAUAUAGUUUUCUCCAUGACCUUUUAUGCCAGUGAUUUAAUUAUAAGGAAUUGUAAAUAAAUGUUCAUGUUCUUUUAUGUGGGCUACUUAUUGGAGUAAAUUGAGAGAGAAUAACAAAAAAUUACAAAACCAAAGAUUCACUUGUAUCAUUCCAACUUUGAUUCCUAGGGGAUUUUCAAGGGCAGUCUUUGAAAUAGAGGAAAUUAUGAAAAUAUUACCAGAGAGUUUAUCAAUAUAUGUUUUUAGUAUAUAUAUUUAUAAAAGUGAACGUAAAUAGCGUAACAUUUACGGUUAUAUGGUAAUGUUUUUAUGAAUUCUUCUAUGCAGAUUUAAGGUGAAUUGUAAUGCACAAGUUGAACAUUUAUGUUUGUGCCAAUUCUUAGUUUGCUGAUGUACUUACAAAGAGGUUCCUAUCUAUAAAGGUUUAACCUCUAAUUAUAUUUUCAUAUAGCAUUGAUGUGCAAGUUAUAAUCCGUAAAUAUAAAAAAAAAAAUUAUCGCUAGACAAAUAGACUUACUGCAAUAUUAAGAUAAUUUUGGCCAGAAUAUAUUAAUUUUUUAUGUAUGUUUCUACAGCAGUGUGGUUGUAAAUGUAAUAUAUAUAUAUAUAUAUAUAUAUAUAUAUAUAUAUAUAUAUAUAUAUAUAUAUAUAUAUAUAUAUAUAUAUAUAUAUAUAUAUAUAUAUAUAUAUAUAUAUAUAUAUAUAUAUAUAUAUUAUUCAGCUUCAACUUUUGUGUAGGACAUGAGAGGAGAAAAGAUUGAUAAGAUAUAACUUUUGUAGCUUUUUUGGUUUUUACAGCAACAGUCAUCUUUUCAACAGUUCACAUUAAUUGAUUUAUAUAUCUUUAGCACUGUUGAACAUUACAAAUGGAGAAGAAAUGUCAUAACCAUAUUUGUUUUAGCACUUUCCCAGUAUCAAGUGUACUUGGUCAUCUUUAACAAAUAAUUAAUUUAGGGCUCAAAUGUGAUAAAAAUCUGCCUCAUGUAUGUCUGGGUAACAGUUAUUGAUUUAUUAGUAUUCAGUAGACAAGAAUGAAUCAUAUUCACUUUAUUGAUAUUUGACUUGCGUUGCUCUUUUGUAAGAAUGAAUCAGAACAAAUUAUGGCAUAUAUAAGGAUAGUGCAGUAAUGUUUAUAGUUUUUGAUUGAAUUAUUUUUAAGCAGUCAUUUCAGCUGAAAAAUAUAUAAUUUUGAGGCUACCAACUUUUGCACAUGUACUACAAAGCUAAAGAAGGCAGUAGAAUGACACUAGAAUAGAAUAUAUUUUGAGUGCAUUGCUUUGGAGCAUUGCCAUGUGUGCGUGUGUAUCACAUGUGAAUAAAUAUCUGAAAGUAGCUUUUAAUACUGGAAGGAAUAUGUGCUCAGCUUUUAUUUGCAACAGGGAUAUAAAUUUGUGUAAUGGUAAUUUUCCUUAAUGUGUGAAUCACUCGCUGCAUCCACUAAUUAGUUCAGGACUUUUGGACUGUACCUAAUAUGAUCAUGAUGUAUUUCUUAGUAGUAUUAAUAUUUUUAUCACUUAUUAAAAUUGUGUGUAAUAUAAUACAUUUUUAGUAUCAAGUCCUUUCCAAAGAGGUGUUAAUGCAAUUUUUUAUUAAACUUUUAGUUCCCACAUCACGUUCAAAUGGACCACAUGAAUACAAACCUGUACUGUACUGUACUGUAUAAUCUCCCUGUACCCUCUAUAAGAAAAUUUUUAAGAAAUAAUUUGCAUAUUUUUAAUUUCCAAGAAUAUUACAGUACUUUAUUCUCUCAGGUUAGUCAUACAGGAGGAAGCAAAUUAAAAUCUUCGAAAAAUAGGUCAUACAUUGUAGAAAGAAAUAUAAAGUUUUUAGUAAUAGAUUUAUAUGUUGCUUUUUUUAAAUUAAUGAAUGAAAAAGUAAAAUGGUAGUAGAGUGUAUAUAAGCCUGAAACAUUCCAAAGAACUUUACAGCUGUGAGUGCAAUAAUUAAGAAAAGGCUGUUAUCUUACAUUACUUACUUCAGCAUGGAUUCAUGAAUUGAUGUUUUUGUAAAUUUUAGGGAAUAUGUUUGAAGGGAGAAUCAAGAUUACAAAUCUUGCCAAUGAACUUGAAACCACAAUGAAGAGCAUCACUCCACCAUCUUCACAACUUCUCUGAAAUAUUUGGAAUUUUUAUUUGAUUGAUGUUAAAUUACUGAUUUGGUUCACAGAUUUAAUGUACUAGUUUUAAAUUCUUAAUACCCCAUAUAAAUUAUGUAGGUACAUUCUAAACGUCCUUGACAGCACAAGUCUCAUCCUAAAUGAAUUUAGCCUUUGGAUAAACUCUAUUGAGAUAAUUAAAACUUACCUAAACAUCCUUAUUAAUACUGUACUGUAUUUAAAAAUGAUUUAAUUAAAAACACACUUGUUGAAGGAAAAUGCUAAAAAAUGAACAAAUAUAUUUUAUAUGAAAAACUUUCUCAUACGUGAGGGGACUUAUUUUUACUAUGUACAAUCUGUAAAUUUGCCUCAUUUCAUACAUAUUUGUAUAUUACAUUAUCUUUCUUUUUCCCUUGUUCAAAUCCCAUAUUAAACAUAAUGUAAACUAAUGAAAAGACAUUCAGUUCCUGAACUGGUGUUAGUUAUUAUAUCACCAUUGCUAAUGCGCUGUAUUUUCUUUUUGUUAGAAUAAAGGAUUUGGUCAACUUCUA
Molecule: messenger RNA, 7422 nt
Organism: Homarus americanus (American lobster)
Lineage: Eukaryota; Metazoa; Arthropoda; Malacostraca; Decapoda; Nephropidae
Gene: Tmep
Product: transmembrane protein 184B-like
Exons: 10
Coding region: 1-1461 (486 amino acids)
Biological process (GO): transport
Molecular function (GO): transporter activity
Source: RefSeq, a predicted model, not a curated record